Molecule: messenger RNA, 4065 nt
Organism: Lates calcarifer (barramundi perch)
Lineage: Eukaryota; Metazoa; Chordata; Actinopteri; Centropomidae
Gene: osbpl1a
Product: oxysterol binding protein-like 1A
Exons: 29
Coding region: 285-3200 (971 amino acids)
Cellular component (GO): membrane; cytosol; intracellular membrane-bounded organelle
Molecular function (GO): cholesterol binding; protein binding
Source: RefSeq, a predicted model, not a curated record
AUGUCAAUGUAAACAGAAAACAGAGGUGUGCGUAUGAGUGUGUGACACAGACAGCUGUAUUUCCCCAUCGGUCAGCUCAGCGUCGGUUGAGGACGGUAAAUGAGAAAUGUGUGGUGUGUGAGUGACGGUGAGAUGUGUCUGCUGGUACGCGGCGCGCCGCUUCUGUAGAGCAGCAGGAAUCAGCUCAGAGGGGCUUAAAUCAUCACAUGCAGCCUCACCGAGGGCCCGUGUGACAGCAGCUCUGGGUUUUACCUCACAGGACUGGACUAGUUGAAGCAAGGUCCAUGGAGGAGCUGGAGCCAGAGGAGCAGUUCCUGCACUGUGCCCGGAAUGGAGAUCUGACCGGGAUUCAGAAGCUCCUCAUGUCCAAGAUCAGGGAGGAGACAUUGAUCAACAUCAACUGCAAAGGUAAGAGUAAGUCUAACCUGGGAUGGACGCCUCUCCACUUGGCUUGUUACUUUGGACACAAAGAUGUGGUAGAGGAACUGCUGAAGGCGGGGGCAGAUGUUAACCUGCCCAAUAAUAUCGGAGAUACGCCACUGCACAAAGCUGCCUUCACAGGAAGAAAGGAGGUUGUCAUGCUGCUGCUGCACUAUGAUGCAUGCGCUACUGUCAUCAAUGGGACAGCACAGAUUCCCAAAGAUGUCACUCAAAAUGCAGAGAUCAGAAGCAUGUUGGAAGCGGCUGAAAGAACAGAGGAGAGGAAACUGGAGGAGAAACUCUUGGAGGCCGCACGAGAAGGAGACCUUUCAACUCUCACUCAACUGCUCAGCAGGAAGAAGCCUCCAGACAUCAACUGCACAGAUCUGCUUGGUAACACUCCUCUGCACUGUGCAGCCUAUCGGGGCCAGAAGCAGUGUGCCCUGAAGCUUCUCAAGAGCGGAGCCAGUCCCAACAUCAAGAACAAGAAUGGCCAGACAGUGUUUGACCUGGCCAGCGAUACAGCAAUGAAGCAGGUCCUUGAAGGCAGCGUUCAUCGAGGUAUGACCCGCCAUGUCAAGAAGUACGAGGGACUCCUGUGGAAGAGCUCCAGAUUUUUUGGCUGGCGUUCCUACUGGAUCGUCCUUCAGGAUGGGGUUUUAUCCUGGUACUCAAAACAGUCCGAUGCAGCUUCUAAUGUCAGAAGGCAAGGCUGCAAGUCCCUGACACAUGCCCACUGUUUGAUCCGAGCCAAAGAUUGCUGCUUUUUUACCCUCAAGUGCUUCGAUGACAGUGUGCAUCACUUCAAGGUAUCGCCUAAAGACAACCCAGAGGCAGCGAGAAAAGCAUGGCUUGAUGCACUGGAGGAGCACUCAGCUUAUAGCACACACUACUGCUCCCAAGAGCAGGGCAGCGAGGAGGAGGAGGAUGAAGAAGUAGUGUCACUUGGGGAGUUAACAGACUCACUACAGGCAGCAGAGACCAGCCAGAAGAAGCUGGAGAAGGAGGUGGCAGCUUUCCUGUCCAUGCUGAAAAAUGACAGGCUGGCAGAAAGCUUUCCGUCCUCCAUCAUACAGAAAAUGCAAGAAAUCUGUGUGUUGUCCAGUGAGACCAGUUCCAGUCUCAGUGUCUGUCUCAGCCUCUUCUCCAGACAAGAAGGGGUGCGCAGUCUGAAAUUGGAGCAGGAGGUAGAGAAGAAUAAGAUCCUCUCUGAAGCGCUGCAGACUCUGGCCACGGAGCACCACGAACUUGAGCAAUCCGUCGUCAAGGGAUCUUCACCGCGGAGUGCCCUCAGUGAGGAUGAGUUCCACGACGCCGUGUCUGAAUCGGGCUCAGAGCUCUCCUUGAGCGGCUUUGAGACGGUGGCCAGCCAUUCCUUUGAGGAGGACGAGGAGGAGGACGAAGGCUCUGUCAUGUUAAGCAGCCCUUGCAGCAGCCCCACCAGCAUGUUGCAGGAGGAUCACCAUGGCGACAAGGACGAGACUCAGCCCAAUGGGAUCACAAAGCAUAGGACCAGUCUACCCGCACCGAUGUUUUCAAGAAAUGACUUCAGCAUAUGGAGUAUCCUGAGGAACUGCAUUGGAAUGGAACUCUCCAAGAUUACAAUGCCAGUGAUUUUCAACGAGCCCCUCAGUUUCCUGCAACGUCUGACAGAAUACAUGGAGCACACAUAUCUCAUCCACCAGGCCAACGCCUCCUCCGACUCUGUUGAGAGAAUGAAGUGUGUGGCUGCGUUUGCAGUGUCCGCUGUGGCCUCCCAGUGGGAGCGGACAGGUAAACCCUUCAACCCCCUGCUGGGAGAAACUUAUGAACUGGUCAGAGAGGAUCUGGGAUUCAGGCUCAUAUCAGAGCAGGUGAGCCACCACCCACCGGUCAGUGCCUUCCACGCUGAGGGCCUGAAACAAGACUUUGUGUUUCAUGGAUCCAUCUACCCCAAACUCAAGUUCUGGGGCAAGAGUGUGGAAGCCGAGCCGAAAGGCAUCAUCACACUGGAGCUACCCAAGUACAAUGAAGCCUACACAUGGACAAAUCCUACAUGUUGUGUUCACAACAUCAUUGUGGGCCAGCUGUGGAUUGAGCAGUAUGGAAAUGUAGAGUUGAUCAACCACAGAACUGGAGAAAGGUGCUUCCUGAAUUUCAAACCAUGUGGCCUUUUUGGCAAAGAGCUGCACAAGGUUGAGGGAUAUAUUCUGGAUAAAAGCAAAAAGAAACUUUGUGCUCUCUAUGGAAAAUGGACAGAGUGCCUGUAUGUUGUCGACCCUGCAGCUUUUGAAGCACAUAAGAAAAAUGACAAAAAAGGGUCAGAAGAGAAAAAAGGGAGCAAAGCGGGUUGCAGUGAGGAUCAGGAGGAGGUUCCUUCACCAGCUGCAGACACUGUGGAGAUGAUUCCUGGCAGCCAGCUGCUCUGGAGAAUCGCCCCCAGACCUGCCAACUCUGCCCAGAUGUACAGCUUCACGUCCUUUGCAAUGCAGCUGAACGAGCUGCAUAAGGAGAUGGAGGGAGUCAUUCCUCAGACAGACUGCAGGCUGAGACCGGACAUACGAGCCAUGGAGAAUGGUGACAUCGAUCUCGCCAGUGAAGAGAAGAAGAGGCUUGAGGAAAAACAAAGAGCUGCUCGCAAAAACCGCUCCAAAGCUGAUGAAGAGUGGAAAACCAGGAGUCCUGCCCUGGGUCCAAGGUGGUUUCAACAGGGACAAAACCCCCACAAUAACUCACAGGACUGGCUCUUUUCUGGUGGAUACUGGGACAGGAAAUACAGCCAGCUGCCAGACAUUUACUAAUGGACAAUUCCUGCACAGAAAAAUUAACACUGUACAGUGUCCUCUGCACGGAGCAGCAUUAACUGUUUUUUAAUGGAACAGCUACAGUAACUAUAAGCAAUAUACAAACAGUCUAUUUAAACUGUGUGGCCUUAAUCUUCUUAAUAAUGAUAAAACUGUGCAUAAAAAUGUCAAUUAUCAAUAUUUAAAAGUUCUGAAAUGUGAAGUUGUUUGACAGUGCUUUGAAAUUUAUUAUUUGUGUUUAUAUUGAGAGCAGAUUGUUUCUCUCCAUAACAGACUUUUAGCGCAGUGGAGAGAUGCUGACGCACAGGGGUUCAUGGUAUUUAGUGUCCAUCUGUUUUCUUUUAAAUAUUCAUAAUAGUGUUUUGACUAUAAAUGUAUAUCUGUGUAUAUACUUUACACAAAUUCAGCCGUCAGUGACCUCAUCAUAUCGUUCACAUUUCCUCUAGACUCGGAUUAAACUCACAAAACCACUAGCAGUUCAGUUCAUAAGAGGUUGAUGCGGAUGUCAGUUAUUUCUCCUAAUGUAUUUUGCCUUGUAACAAAACCUACUUUAAAAAACAUACAGUAUAUUUUCUAUAAUACUACAAUAAUUUCUUGGCACGUGUUUUUCUAAAAUUUGUGUGUCAUACAAUCUGUCAAAGAACAAACAAAGCUGGGGGGUGGGGGGGUUAAGGUCACAUGAUGUGGAAAAUAAUGAAUUUUAAGGCAUUUUGCCUCCAUGUAGAUCAUCAUAGUAUUUUAUUGCAAACCUAAAUAAAACACUUUAGUGUACUCAUGUAUAUUUUUACCAUUCAUAUUAGGUAUGAUAGGAGUGCAAGACAAAUUUCAGAGGAAUCUGAAAAUAAAGUGUGAUCUGAUUGAA